This is a messenger RNA of Mugil cephalus (flathead mullet), 1214 nucleotides long. RefSeq names its product C-C motif chemokine 4-like. The coding region runs from base 243 to 530 and encodes 95 amino acids. NCBI's taxonomy places the organism in Eukaryota, Metazoa, Chordata, Actinopteri, Mugiliformes, Mugilidae. The transcript has 3 exons. Gene Ontology annotation, biological process: monocyte chemotaxis; immune response; chemokine-mediated signaling pathway. Gene Ontology annotation, cellular component: extracellular region. Gene Ontology annotation, molecular function: CCR chemokine receptor binding; chemokine activity. The record is from RefSeq and is a predicted model, not a curated record.
CAGGCCAGAGCUGGUCUAACGUCUGUUCAGAAGGAGGAGGGAGAAUAUCCUGAGGAGACCAUUUCAGACCAAUCACAGCAGCUGCUGAGGCUGCGACGUGCACUUCCUCAAAAACGACAAAAAAACAUCCAGAGCCACGGUUUCACUGGACUGAACCAAGAGAAUAUAAGGAGGGGAAAGUAAGGAGCAGGUCAGACCUCACCUGAAACCUCUGGACCAUCAUCAUCAUCAUCAUCAUCAUCAUGAAGAAGACUCUGAGCUUCAUCGUGGGUCUGAUGCUGCUGCUGUUCACCGUUCAACGCUGCAGCUCUGACCUUGCCGUGGGUCAGACCCCUUCUGACCGUUGCUGCUUUGCUUUCCUUCCGGGACCGAUUCCACGUCGAAACAUAGCCUCCAUCAGGGCCACAGACAUUCGAUGCUCUGAACCAGCGUUUGUGAUCACGACUAAUAAAAACAAAGAGUUCUGUGUGAGGCAGAGUUCUACCUGGGCACAAAAACUUUAUGAAGAAGCACUCAACUCCCAGAUCUGAUGUCAACUCAUCUCACAGCGUCUUUAAUUCACUGUAAUGAAGCUCUCUGUUCUCUUUCAGCUUAUCUGUGGAUGUUAAACCAUUUUGUGCAUGUCUGUUUUCUCUGUUCUGUUCAAGAAUGAUUUGGAAUAAAAAUGAAAAUGAUUUUUUAUUAAACUUCUUAAAAUGAUUCUACUGGAAAAUCCUCUUUUUAUGAGUUUAAACUACUGGAUGAAUGAAUAUGUGAUAAUUAAGUGUGAUUAUUCAAGAUGUACUGAUUAUAAAUGAACUUUUCUAGCUUUAUUCUCAAAGUGAAUUAACCAAACAAACACGUGUCUGUUUCCUUUUCCCUGAAUGUGUUUCCAGUGUCCCUGGAAAUACUUCAGCAACCCCCCAGACCUGUGAGUUUAAGGUAAAACAAAUUUAGAAGCUGUAGUCGAUGGGGGAAGUAGGAACUAAAGCUCGUCUGUGAAGAUUCUCUCCAUGAUUCUCACCGUGGGUCUGAUGCUGCUGCUCUUCACCGUUCAACGCUGCAGCUCUGACCGUUGGUAACACUGCUUGUUAUAGAUCACCGAGGGCUAUUGUUUUGUUGUUGUUAUUGUUUAAUUUUAUAUUAACCGUAUGAAACAUCUUGUUUCUUAUUUGCUUGUUUUCUCUGCUCUGUUCAGGAAUGAUCUGCAAUAAAUAAUUAGAUCUGAAUAAUAA